Messenger RNA from Leucoraja erinaceus (little skate), 2592 nucleotides. RefSeq names its product dedicator of cytokinesis protein 2 (gene dock2). The record is from RefSeq and is a predicted model, not a curated record. Lineage: Eukaryota; Metazoa; Chordata; Chondrichthyes; Rajiformes; Rajidae. The annotation marks the transcript as partial. Gene Ontology annotation, biological process: small GTPase-mediated signal transduction; cell migration. Gene Ontology annotation, molecular function: small GTPase binding; guanyl-nucleotide exchange factor activity. The transcript is spliced from 19 exons. Gene Ontology annotation, cellular component: cytoplasm; plasma membrane.
AAAAUAGGUGCAGGAGUAGGCCAUUCGGCCCUUCGAGCCUGCACGGCCAUUCAAUAUAAUCAUGGCUGAUCAUCCAACUCAGUAUCCUGUACCUGCCUUCUCUCCAUACCCCCUGAUCCCUUUAGCCACAAGGGCCACAUCUAACUCCCUCUUAAAUAUAGCCAAUGAACCGGCCUCAACUACCUUCUGUGGCAGAGAGUUCCACAGAUUCACCACUCUGUGUGAAAAAUGUUUUUUCUCAUCUGAGUCCUAAAAGAUAUCCCCCUUAUCCUUAAACUGUGACCCCCUUGUUCUGGACUAAUGGGAAAUGGGUCAAAUGGGAUAUGGUGACCCCUUGUUCUGUACUGUUCUGGGAUAUGGGUCAAACGCAGGUAGGUGGGACUAGUGUAGACGGCAGAUGUUGGCCGGUUGUGGGCAAGUUGGGCUGAAGGACCAGUUUCCACACUGUGUCACUCUAUGACUGAAGUUCUGCCCAGUUGGAGAGAACUUCCUCGCUUCAUCGGUCCUAACGUGACGUAGCUUAAACAUGUGAUGUGCUUGAGUUGAGACUCUUGCAGCACUACGGAGUAUUGGGAGCCUCAGAGAGAGAGAACAAACUUCUGUGGGGUCCUCUGUUUGAAAGUUUUGUUGAGAGACGCGCUUUGAGAGAUGUUCUCCUGGGGCCGUUCCGUGGACGCGAGAUAUGGAGUGGCGGUGUGGAAUUUCCAGCCAACUCAGGAGUGCCAUAUUCCCCUGCAAAUUGGAGACACAGUCCAUAUCCUCCAAGUGUUCGAAGGUUGGUACAAAGGAUAUUCCUUGAAAAACCGAUGUGUAAAGGGAAUUUUUCCUGCCUCUAUCAUUCACAUCAAACAUGCAACCGUUGAACUCAGAGGAAAACAAGAGAAUAUCAUUUCCACGGAGAUGCCCCUGGUACAAGAAAUCACAACCACCUUGAGGGAGUGGUCAAAUAUCUGGAAACAGCUGUAUGUGGCUGGACAAGUCAACAAGUUUCGCCAGGUCACCUCGAGGAUGUGCAACUUGAUCGAGAAAAGAUCUCAGCUUCUCUCGGGGACUAUGCCGCACGAUGAGCUAAAAGACUUGAAGCAGGAGGUUACCAUCAAAAUAGAUGCCGGCAACAAAAUGCUGGAACUGGACCUCGUUGUCAGAGAUGAGAACGGCAAUAUUCUCGAUCCGGACCACACCAGCGUCAUCAGCCUCUUCCAAGCACACAAGCGGGCAACGCAGCACAUCACAGAGCGGAUCCGAGAGGAAUCGCGUCAGAAUCAGAAUGAGUGCGGCAGAUUUGCGCGCUUGUCCUCAUCGCCCACCCACACCCUCUUCAUCUGGGUCCGCAACUUUGUCUGUAAAAUCGGGGAGGAAACCGAACUCUUCAUGUCACUAUAUGACCCAAACGAACAGAAGAUAAUCUGUGAGAACUAUUUAUUCCGCUGGGCGAGCACAGGCUUACCGAAGGAAAUUGACAUGCUGAAUAAUUUGAAAGUGGUGUUCACUGAUUUGGGAAACAAAGACUUGAAUCGUGAAAGGAUUUACUUGGUGUGCCAGAUAGUACGGGUGGGCCGAAUGGACCUGAAGGAGACCAACGUUAAAAAAAUGACUCAAGGAUUGAGAAGGCCAUUGGGGGUAUCAGCGAUGGACAUUACUGACAUUUUGAAAGGCAAAGCAGAAAGUGAUGAGGACAAACACCAUUUUAUUCCCUUCCAGCAAGUCACAGCUGAAAAUGAUUUCCUCCACACUUUAAUCCACAAGGUUGUCACUGCCAAAGACAUAAACCACAAAGGUCAAGGUCUCUGGGUUUCCAUGAAGUUACUUUCGGGUGACCUGAAGCAAAUUCGCAAGGACCACCCUCACCUUGUGGACCGAAGCACGGUGGUUGCCAGGAAAAUGGGGUUCCCUGAGAUCAUCAUGCCAGGUGAUGUCCGCAAUGACAUCUACAUCACUUUGAUGCAGGGAGAGUUUGACAAACAGAACAAAACCACGCAGAAGAACGUUGAGGUCACGAUGUGCGUCUGUGAUGAAAAUGGAGACGUAAUCCCGAAUGCGAUCUGCCAAGGUGCCGGAGACAAGGCUGUCACACAGCACCAGUCCGUGGUGUAUUACCAGCUGAAGCAGCAUCGCUGGAUGGAGACUGUCAAGGUUGCCAUUCCCAUUGAGGAUGUUCAGAGAACACACCUUCGCUUCACUUUCAAGCACAGAUCAUCUUCUGAUUCUAAGGACAAGGGAGAGAGAAUAUUUGCCAUGGCUUAUGAGAAACUAAUGAAACCAGAUGGAACAACCCUUAAAGAUGGCGAGCACAAUCUGAUCUUAUACAAGGGUGACAGUAGGAAGCUUGAAGAUGCCUCCAUCUACCUGAAUAAUCUGUCCAACAAGUCGAUGAGCGACCAGAAGGCGAGCCAGGCUUCCUCGUUCCGAAGCACCGGCGGAGGUCACCACAUAUGUUCGCGGGACAGCCUUCAGAUUUCCACCCUCGUCUGCUCCACCAAACUCACACAGAACGUGGACCUCCUGGGCUUGCUAAAAUGGCGCUCCAACAUCAGGGCUCUGAACGAGAACCUGAAGAAGCUGAUGAAGGUGGAUGGAGGUGAAGUCGUCAAG